AUGGUUGAGAGUCCACGAAUGAUGGGCACGUGGUGCACCGGCAUGGAAGCACUGGAAUGUGGUGGUGGUCGUGAUGGUGCUGAUGGUGGUACUGAUGGUGGUGCUGAUGGUGGUGCUGAUGGUGGUGCUGAUGGCGGUGCUGAUGGUGGUGCUAAUGGUGGUGCUGAUGGCGGUGCUGGUGGCGACGGUGACAGUGGUGGUGGUCAUGAUGGUGAUGAUGGUGGUGCUGAUGGUGUUGCUGAUGGUGGUGCUGGUGGUUGUGCUGGUGGCGACGGUGACAGUGGUGGUGGUCGUGAUGGUGAUGAUGGUGGUGCUGAUGGUGGUGCUGAUGGCGGUGCUGGUGGCGAUGCUGGUGGCGACAGUGACAAUGGUGGUGGUCGUGAUGGUGAUGAUGGUGGUGCUGAUGGUGGUGCUGAUGGCGGUGCUGGUGGCGACGGUGACAGUGGUGGUCGUCGUGAUGGUGCUGAUGGUGGUACUGAUGGUGGUGCUAAUGGUGGUGCUGAUGGUGGUGUUGAUGGUUGUGCUGGUGGCGACGGUGACUGUGGUGGUGGUCCUGAUGGUGGGAAGGACAGGGUGGGUGGUGGUGACGAAACACCUGCACAAUGGAAACCCGAGGAAGAGGCAAUGACACACGGGCAAGGGAAGAAGCACAGGGGCUUCAAGAUUCAUGGCGCUUCUCAUCGUGCACGCUUUUGCAGCAGCAGCGUCACCAGGAGCAUCCAAACAGAGUGUUACGAUGAGCAGGGCCUCACCAUCAUCAGCAAAUCAGCACAUUAA
Messenger RNA from Closterium sp. NIES-65, 777 nucleotides. NCBI's taxonomy places the organism in Eukaryota, Viridiplantae, Streptophyta, Zygnematophyceae, Desmidiales, Closteriaceae. The record is from the annotation of a GenBank genome assembly.